Pan troglodytes (chimpanzee) is the source of this 3712-nucleotide messenger RNA. RefSeq names its product sterile alpha motif domain-containing protein 11-like. The record is from RefSeq and is a predicted model, not a curated record. NCBI's taxonomy places the organism in Eukaryota, Metazoa, Chordata, Mammalia, Primates, Hominidae. Gene Ontology annotation, molecular function: protein binding; DNA binding.
GGGCUUCGUGACUCCUCGCUGCCGGGCUCGGCCUGGCGGGUGGGUCGGCGAGCCGGGGGUGGGACUGCCCCGGGCGCGGGCGCUGGUGGCCGGGGCGCGGGACUCCAGACGCCCCGCGGAGCCCCAAGGCCCUGGAACUGCGGCGCUCGGCGAGUCGAUCCGGGAUCGAUAGCAGCUCCAUGUCUCCGGCCGCUGAGGCCCCGCCGGCCGGCUGGGCAGUCCGGGGAGGCCUGGCGGGCGGCGCGUAGGCGGCGGCUGCGGGCGCCGGGGCGCAGUAGCGGACGGGGUGGGCGCGCGGCCAGGCGCCUCCCCGGUCCCCGCGACCCAACUCCAGCCCGGGCCGGAAUAAGUUGCUGCCGCCGGCGGAGAGCGGGGCUGCGGAGCCACCGGGGCGCCAUGCCGGCAGUCAAGAAGGAGUUCCCGGGCCGCGAGGACCUGGCCCUGGCUCUGGCCACGUUCCACCCGACCCUGGCCGCGCUGCCGCUGCCGCCGCUGCCGGGCUACCUGGCGCCACUGCCCGCGGCGGCCGCCCUCCCCCCGGCCGCCUCGCUGCCCGCCUCGGCCGCCGGUUACGAGGCUCUGCUGGCCCCGCCGCUCCGCCCCCCGCGCGCCUACCUCAGCCUGCACGAGGCCGCCCCGCACCUCCACCUGCCCAGGGACCCGCUGGCCCUCGAGCGCUUCUCGGCCACCGCGGCCGCGGCGCCGGAUUUCCAGCCGCUGCUGGACAACGGCGAGCCGUGCAUCGAGAUGGAGUGCGGCGCCAACCGCGCGCUGCUCUACGUGCGCAAACUCUGCCAGGGCAGCAAGGGCCCGUCCAUCCGCCACCGCGGCGAGUGGCUCACGCCCAACGAGUUCCAGUUCGUCAGCGGCCGCGAGACGGCCAAGGACUGGAAGCGCAGCAUCCGCCACAAAGGGAAAAGUCUGAAGACGGUUAUGUCCAAGGGGAUCCUGCAGGUGCAUCCUCCGAUCUGCGACUGCCCGGGCUGCCGAAUAUCCUCCCCGGUGAACCGGGGGCGGCUGGCAGACAAGAGGACAGUCGCCCUGCCUGCCGCCCGGAACCUGAAGAAGGAGCGAACUCCCAGCUUCUCUGCCAGCGAUGGUGACAGCGACGGGAGUGGCCCCACCUGUGGGCGGCGGCCAGGCUUGAAGCAGGAGGAUGGUCCGCACGUCCGUAUCAUGAAGAGAAGAGUCCACACCCACUGGGACGUGAACAUCUCUUUCCGAGAGGCGUCCUGCAGCCAGGACGGCAACCUUCCCACCCUCAUAUCCAGCGUCCACCGCAGCCGCCACCUCGUUAUGCCCGAGCAUCAGAGCCGCUGUGAAUUCCAGAGAGGCAGCCUGGAGAUUGGCCUGCGACCCGCCGGUGACCUGUUGGGCAAGAGGCUGGGCCGCUCCCCCCAUAUCAGCAGCGACUGCUUUUCAGAGAAGAGGGCACAAAGCGAAUCCCCUCACGAGGCGCUGCUGCUGCCGCCGGAGCUGGGGCCCAGCAUGGCCCCGGAGGACCAUUAUCGCCGGCUUGUGUCAGCACUGAGCGAGGCCAGCACCUUUGAGGAUCCUCAGCGCCUCUACCACCUGGGCCUCCCCAGCCAUGAUCUCCUGAGGGUCCGGCAGGAGGUGGCAGCUGCAGCUCUGAGGGGCCCCAGUGGCCUGGAAGCCCACCUGCCCUCCUCCACGGCAGGUCAGCGUCGGAAGCAGGGCCUGGCUCAGCACCGGGAGGGCGCCGCCCCAGCUGCCGCCCCGUCCUUCUCGGAGAGGGAGCUGCCGCAGCCGCCCCCCUUGCUGUCGCCGCAGAAUGCCCCUCACAUCGCCCUGGGCCCGCAUCUCAGGCCCCCCUUCCUGGGGGUGCCCUCGGCUCUGUGCCAGACCCCAGGCUACGGCUUCCUGCCCCCCGCCCAGGCGGAGAUGUUCGCCCGGCAGCAGGAGCUCCUGCGGAAGCAGAACCUGGCCCGGCUGGAGCUGCCCGCCGACCUCCUGCGGCAGAAGGAGCUGGAGAGCGCGCGCCCACAGCUGCUGGCGCCCGAGACCGCCCUGCGCCCCAACGACGGCGCCGAGGAGCUGCAGCGGCGCGGGGCCCUGCUGGUGCUGAACCACGGCGCGGCGCCACUGCUCGCCCUGUCCCCCCAGGGGCCCCCGGGCUCCGGACCCCCCACCCCGUCCCGGGACUCUGCCCGGCGAGCCCCACGGAAAGGGGGUCUCGGCCCUGCCUCAUCGCGGCCCAGCGAGUCCAAGGAGAUGACGGGGGCUAGGCUCUGGGCACAAGAUGGCUCGGAAGACGAGCCCCCCAAAGACUCGGACGGAGAGGACACCGAGACGGCAGCUGCUGGGUGCAGGGGGCCCACUCCGGGCCAAGCUCCAGCUGCAGGGGCCGGCGCCGAGGGGAAGGGGCUUUUCCCAGGGUCCACACUGCCCCCUCCGCUACCCCUGGGCUUCCCUUAUGCCGUCAGCCCCUACUUCCACACAGGCGGGCACCCCCACACUCUAGAUCCUUCCAGAGGGCACAGGACUGGCAGGCCGCCUGUGGAAGAGUCUUGGGGGGAGGAGGGGCCGUGGGGAGGAAAAUUCCCCUUAGGCACCCAUCCCCCACCUCAGCAAUUGGGGCACACGACGGUCAGGAGACGGGCGGGUAUGGGAAAGCCAGCCAGAGCCCUAGUAACGCCCCACAACUCAGGCGCGGUAGGGGGACUCUCCGUGGAUGGGGAGGAGGCCCCAGCCCCUGAGGACGUCACCAAGUGGACCGUGGAUGAUGUCUGCAGCUUCGUGGGGGGCCUGUCUGGCUGUGGAGAGUACACUCGGGUCUUCAGGGAGCAGGGGAUCCACGGGGAGACCCUGCCACUGCUGACGGAGGAGCACCUGCUGAGCACCAUGCUGAAGCUGGGGCCCGCCCUCAAGAUCCGGGCCCAGGUGGCCAGGCGCCUGGGCCGAGUUUUCUACGUGGCCAGCUUCCCCGUGGCUCUGCCACUGCAGCCACCAACCCUGCGGGCCCCGGAGCAAGAACUCGGCACAGAAGAGCAGCCCUUGUCCCCCACGACGGCCACGUCCCCCUAUGUCGUAGGGCAGUCCUCUAAGGAAGUGUUAGAUCCCUUUGAAAUCUGUCCAAACACUUUCUUGUGCUGGGGAAAGUCAAUUACAUAUUUCAAGCAACCCCACAUGUCAUACGAGUAUCUUGUACGUGUUUGUGUACUCGUGUCUGUGAACUUACAUCUCAGACUUCAACUUCUCGCUCCCCACCCUUAUCAAUGACUGCCUGCAUGGCCUUGGGCAAGUUGCUUUCCCUCUGCAAAGCUCAGUUUCUGCAUCUAUAAAAUGGACAUAAUGCUACCUACCUCAUGGGGUUAGUGAUCACAUUUAAGGAGCUAAUAUGUGGAAAUUGCUUACACAGUACCUGUCACAUAAUAAGGGUUUAAUAAGUGAUGUAAUUGUUUUGAUUAUUACUACUAAUACUUAAAUAAUAAUUACUACAAUAAUAAUGAUUCUUAUUCUCUAUAUUAGUAUUAUCUUUGAAAAUGGGCAUGAAUUAUGUCUAUGUAACACUUUUGGCACAAUAUCUAGCAUUAUAUCACAUACAAAUUAGAGAAUUCAUGUUAUUAAGGAUGAAAAAAUAUUUUUACUGACCCUUAAAUUCUUCCUAAGUAACUGCAAAAGAAGCCAUUAUCCCAACACAUGAAAUAAAAAAAAAAUUCAGUUCCUCUGGAGUUUGUUUUUGGAGGUAGCC